UGGUAGGAAGCAGCUGAAGGCAGAAGAGCUCUGACCUGAUCUCUUGGCAGUGGCUGGCUCUCAACACUUGUGGAAUCUCUGCCCUUUUAAAAAGUUAUAUAAUAGUCUCUCAGAAGGCUGGUUAGCUUUGAGGGCUUGGGGAAAGGGUGGCCAACUAGGGGGCCUGCCUGCCAGGCAGGGGGCAGCAGUAUGAACAGCAGGCAAGGCUGCUUCUGCGCAGAGCUCAUUGACUACAGCUGAGAGGAGGUGUAGUGGCACCCAAUGGGGAACAGUGCAGCCUGUCGCAGUAACCCCAGUGCCAUCUUUAAGGUGGGCCGGCUAAGGGGUCCAGUGGAGCAGCAUUGCAAGUCUGAGAUCUGUGGGUCAGUGGCUGGAGAUGUGGUGACACAAGCACUUGCUGCCGAGGAAACCGAGGAGUUUUUCAGUAGAACCAGGGACGGUCACCACCUGCUCCAUAUCAGUGACUGGGAGAUGCCCCAAGAUACAGCUUUGGAAUCAAACCCUUCUGACCAUCCAAGGGCAAGCACAAUUUUCCUGAGCAAAUCUCAAACAUACAUGCAUGAUGAGAAGAGGAAAUAUUCCAACCAUGUAUUUCCAGGGCAGCUUACUAGAAAGUACAGCUCAUGCUCAACGAUAUUUCUAGAUGACAGCACGCUCAGCCAGCCAAAUCGGAGAAACACGGUGCAGUGUGUGACCUUAGCAAUAUAUUACCACAUAAAGUACAGAGAUGCAAAUAGAUCCCUGGAUAUUUUUGAUGAGAGACUGCAUCCACUCACACAAGAGAGGAUUCCCCAGGAAUAUUUUGACCAUGAUCCUGAACACAAAUGUAUUUAUAGAUUUGUUGCUACUAUUUUUAAUGCUGCAUGGUUACCAGUUGAAUGUGCAAUAAUAACUUUGGUUUAUUUGGAAAGGCUCUUAUCUUAUACUGAGAUGGACAUCUGUCCUACUAACUGGAAGAGGAUUGUUUUGGGAGCCAUUCUUCUCGCCUGCAAGGCUUGGCAUGAUGACGCUAUAUGGAAUAUCGAUUUCUGCCAGAUCCUCAAGAAUAUUACACUUGAGGACAUGAAUGAGUUGGAAAGGCAUUACUUGGACCUGCUUGAAUUCAAUGUUAAUGUGUCUUCCAGUGUUUAUGCUAAAUACUACUUUGACCUUCGCUCUUUAGCAGAUGACAAUGAUGUGUGUUUUGUGUUCGCACCUCUCACCAAAGAAAGAGCACAGAACCUCGAGGCCAUGUCAAGGUUGUGUGAAGAUGAAGACUUGAGCAGAGCAGCUAUGAGAAGGUCUUCCAGUGAAGGCAAUUUUAUUGGUAUCCGGCUGUCUAAUGCUGUCCUCUCUUAAAAGGGAAAAAGGGAGCUAUGAUGUCACCAACCCCUCAUUUACACAAGAGGGAAAAUACUUCUCUUGCUUUAAAAAAAACCUGAUAAGUAAAUAUUUAAAAGAUAUGAUCUUGAGUUCAAGAGACUCCUGGACAAUGGUACUUGCAUCUCCAUUUGUUUUUUUACUUCUGAUACUAUCAUAUUAGAAAGUUCGAGAGGGUGUCUUCCAAUAUUCUCUAUCUCAUUAUGCUCUGGACUUGUCCUGGGUGGGCCAGAGGUCUAGGGCUACAUUUUGCUUCUGUGUCUUGUCAUUUUCUUUUUUUUUAUUUUAACAAAAUGGAACAAAACAGAUCAUAAGGAAAUAAUUUUAAGAAACAUGGAUUUCCACUGGAGAUCAUUACUGUCUAUCAUUUUGUCUCUAGUUUUCUUCCAAAUAGUUGUCCCUAUUUUCACCCAUAUUGAAUACAUACUGAACAUUGUAGAACUAAUCUAGUCAUAACAGAAUGAUGAAGACUUUUUAGGUCUUCAAGACCGGACACUGGGGAAAUCAACAAUGACUACCAUAAUGUCUCUCAUUCUCUUUGAAGUAGCUUUCCAUAUCUUUACGUAUGCUAAAAUUAAACAUAAGAGACUAGACCAAUAUCAUUCUGAACAGUGAAUAAUAAUAUUGCUAGAUUUUAUAUCAUAAUGCUACAGACAGCACUGUGUAUCUUAGUGUCUCUUCUUAUUCAGAGUAUCUGUUCAUUACAUCGUGCAUUAUAUAAUCUGUUCCCAUAAACUGUUUAGAAAUUCUCCAUAUGUGUGAAUAUCUACAUGUAUAUCUAUCCUUUCUGUAUUAUAGGGAAAAACAGAUCAAAACAAGACAACAAAACAAAUUCCUAGAAAAACAUGAAACGAAAGACAUAUAAAACCACAAUAUUAGGUGAUCUACAGUAGUAACUAUGCUUUCUCGUUAUUUUCAAUAGAAUUGUCUACAUCAUCAGACAUAAUAUAAUUAAAUAGCAUUAUAUAGCAAUUUUAAUAAAAACACAACAUUGGAGACAUUAUAGGACUUCAAAAGCAGUUAAUAAUCAAACCAGAGUGGAUAUCUUAUUACAUCUUGUCAUCUUCAGAAUAGUUGCCUCUACUCUCAGACUUGAUACUAUCAAGCAUAUCAAACAUGAAUAAAAUCAGUCAAGACAAAACAGUGGUCUAACAAACCAGCUUCAAAUAAGAUCAGCCAUAGUAAGACAAUGUAAGUAAUAUAGGGCUUCAGUUUAAGUUAAUAGGAAAUUAAGGAUAGUUACCAUAGUAUAGCCUGCUAUUUUGGGUUUAGCUGUCUGUGCCCUCAAAUCUAGUAUGAGUAGACAGACUGGAACAAAAUAAAAUCAAAAUAAACAGAGCAAUAAGACUAAUGUGGCUUUUAAAUCCUGAUACACUAUUAACAAUGUCCUCUGCCUACCUUUUUUAGGCAGUUCCUCUCCUUUCCCUUUCUCAGGAUGCUUUGUAUAUUUUGGGUCCCUCUCGCUCCUUUAGUUUUUAGAUUAGAGGAGCAACCUGCUAUCUAUCUGAGUGGUGCUGAAACUUUUUACUUCUGAGCUUGAUCUUGAGCUGUAUUCCUGUAACUAAAGCCACAAGGUUUUCCUUCCUUCUAGCUGAGUAGUACUCCACUGCACAAAAGUGUCAUGACUUUCCAACCUAUCCGCAGCUGCUGGAUGAGUUGCCUCUAUUUCUCUCUGGUUCCCUGUCACAUAGAGCAUCAUUUUCUCAUCUUUGACUUUAUUAACCUUUCAGAUUGAGUAUAUCUCCUAUUCAGAGCAUCUUGAUGGAUCCUGCCUCCUAAUCUACUCUGUCUGUGGUUCUUUUUGUUAGUGUAUCAAGGCUAUCUAUAUUAGAGAUUAUAGCCCACCUUCUCUGCCUCAUCUCUGCUAUUCAAUUUUUCUGCAAUUAUUUGUUCACUUUUCUCCUUCAUUCCACUGUCUGCCCCAUUCAUUGAGGUCUCUCUGCCACUGUUGCUGGACUCCUGGUAUUUUUUCCUCUCUCUCUCUCUAGAAGUUCCUUCAGUAUUUUUUGUAGGGUUGGAUUGGUGGCCAUGAAUUCCCACAGUUCGUCCUUGUCUUGGAAACAUCUUGUUUCUCCAUUAAUUUUGAGAGAGAGUUUUUCAGGGUACAUCAAUCUGGGUUGGAGGUUAUUUUCUUUCGAGGCAUGGCCUACUUCCCCCCAGGCUCUUCUUGAUUUGAGAGUUUGUGUUGAGAAGUCUGUUGUUAUUUUGAUGAGUUUUCCUGUAUAGGUGAUCUGAUUCUUUUCUUACCACUUUUAAUAUUCUGUUCUUGUGGUGAAUUUCUGGAAUCUUGAUUAUUAUAUGUCUGGGUGUAGAUCUGUUUUGGUUGUAGAUGGUUGGAGUUCUGUAUGCCUCAUUUAUCUGGAUAUCAUUUCUUUUUCCUAUGCUUGGGGGGUUUUCCUUAAUUAUUUCUGUGAAUAGCCUUUGUAAUUCAUUUGUGGUGACUCCUGCUUCUUCACCUCAUGUUCUCUAUUCUUAAAUUAUAGAUUCUCUUGUCAUUUUCUAGCUUUUGAAUUGUUACUUCCUAGUUCCUUGUUAUUUUUAAGAAGUCUUUUCUUUCACGAUCACACAUUAUAAAUCUAUCUUCAAGUUUCAAAAGGCUAACUUUAGUUUCUGUCAAGGCAUUUUGCCAGCUUUCAAUGGAGUUUUUAAUUUCCUGGUAAUCUCUUUGGAUCUGUCUCAUCUAUUCUAGAUUUUGUUUAUAUUCUUCACCAAAGGUUUCUAUUCCUUUUCUGGGUUCUUCCAUUCUUCCAUAUGUGUCUUCUUGAGAGGGGCUUAGCAUUUCUUUUAUUAAUCUUUUCAUAUCUUGCCUCACUUGAGUUACAAUUUUAGUUUUAAGUUUGUCUAUGAGGUCAUGAAGGUAUUUCUUUAUAUCCGCUGAUGUUGUAGCCAAUAUUGCAUGAUUGCUGCAGUGGUUCUCUUCUUCUAUAUUUAACUCUCCUGGGCUUAUUUUCCCAGGGUCAUCAGCUGGAAGUUUUUUCUUAUUUUUUUCUCGUCAUGUUUCUGGCUUCUUUCAAACAGGGGUGUGGUGGAGGUCUCAGGCCCUCUUUGAAUUGCUUACAGUUUUUCUGAAGCAUGCUGGCUGGGGCUUGCUGCCUUCUCAAGUUGGCUGUUAUGUGAGGUGCACGCAGGGAUGAUGUGGGCUGGCCCCUCUCCUCUGAGCCAGUCAACCGCAAAUGCCUUCAGCAACUUAGGCUGUGCUGUGGCGGAUAUCACAGGGUUGGGACAGUUUUGUCCCUGGCUAUUGGGUCCUGACCAGGGGUGUGACUCAGCCCAAGCAGGUCCUACCAGUCUGCUUUGGGCCAGGGGCAGCUGACUGAUGGCACCCUGGCGCUGGUCUCAGGCCUGUUCUGCCCAACUUCAACAUGUCUUCCAGCCGGCCACACCCGCCAUAGGGCCCAAUUUCCAGCACUCACUGAGAAUUAAUGCAGUUCUUCACCUUGGCUCCACUCUCUGCUGUGCCAUGUCCUCCUGCCAAGGGCCAGGGAUUCACCAACUCUGGCUAUUAGCAGUGGCUUCAACGCAACCUUGAAUUGUGCGACUCCACGGUGUUCCCAGCACAGCAUGGGACAGGUCCGCAUCCAGCUCCAGCCCUCCACCCAUGUUUUUCCUUCCUCUUCCUAUUUUUCUUUUUCCUUCAGUUUUGUUAUGGGUCAAAAAAAUCCCUCUUCUCUCAUCCGGCCCUCUCCACGUUAUCAAAUUCUAGGGUCUGAGCUGUUUUUCCUAGAGAGGCUCUCUACCCAGCUACCUGUCAAGCUGCCAUCUUCUUGUCUCUUCCUGUGUCUUGUCAUUUUCUAUUUUGUUUUACUCUGUUGUUUUGGUCUGUUGAUGCUUGUAGAUUUUUUAUGAUAGCUUCAUCACUAAUAUUGAGGUUUCCCUGGGAAAUGUCCAUUCCUCAGAGACAUCAUCUAGGUGUAGGUGGUAUCUAGCCCAAGUACCUACCUUUCCAGUUUAUUAACAAUGAGAAGUUGCUAUCUCUUUACCUAGUCCUUUGGUACAGGAGUAUGGUAAUGGUUAUGACCUCAGACAAUACAAGGGAGAAAAACUGAUUACAACUGACAUCCUGGCUAAUGUAGUACAGCUAGCAGUAAUAGCAUCAGGUUGUACAGUUCUGUAACAAAGCCCAGCAUACAGCAUGGACUUAGAUGCAGUGAUUUCCCUUUAGUAGAGUGAUUUUACUCUGGGGGUGGGGAUUAAGAGGGAAAGGGAAUGAAACAGGUGAAUGAGGACAAAUAUAAUAAAGGCAAUGCUGGAGGGCAAAGGAUGAUGACCCAAGUUUUGGGAAACUGGAGAAGAGCACAGGAGAGAAAGGAUGAAAGAGAUAGCAAAAGAAUAUUGAAGUGAAUCAGAGGAGACAGUGUUCACUUAUGAAGACAUUAUAAAAUCGAGAGCGAUCUGAGGAUAGACACAAGAUGAAUAGAAGAAAACAAAAGAUUAGACACAUGCUCGCAAAAAAACUCCCAACCAGACAGAAAAAGGAAAGAAAACAAAAGGAAAAUAAAACUCUGGUGUCCACAGUUCUGUGGUAGUGUCUGUUCCAGAAAUGUGCUGUGUCAUCCUGCCAGGUUUGCAGUAGGAUCUAUGUGGGUGACGGGGCUGAUCUUGGCCUCUGGUGUGGGGGCUGACACUCAGGGAGCUGGUCUUAAGCGGACAACAUGCAUAUGCCCGCUUGUCCUUACCCUGGUUGUCUCGGUGGUGCUCACCCAGCUGCUGUGACGCCCUCUGGUGGGGCAAGCUUGGGGUUGCUCCCAGACCACUGUACAAUUGGCUCCUAACGCAACUUGCACAGCUUCCUCUGUGGGACACCAUACACUGCUCUUAAGCCCUGGCGGUAGGGCAGGGGGUGCCGUUGUCCCGCUGCAGGCCAAGCCUGCUUUCGUGCUCACAUCGCUGGGCCAAGGCCACUCUGCUGGUUCCAGGCCAGGACGUUGCCUCCAGGCCUUUGUAUUUAGAGAAGAAACUGGCUUCUGGUAGCCACCUGGGUGGAGCCCAGGUGGUCCCAGCUUCUACCUCCCAUCAGAAUUUCCCCCAGUCGGCUUCCCACUGCCGGCUUCUACUGUGACUGAAUGACUCUUCCCUAAUUCCACUCCCAGAGGCUGGCCGUGCAGUGGCCUGCUGCUGUGGAGUUCGCCCCAGGCCUUUGGAAUUAAAUGUUGGCCCCCUGGCUGCUUGUUGUGCCAGCCUGCACUGGUACAGCGGGGUCACCGUGCUCACUGCGCUCCCCAAACCUGGCUCUGUGCCGCCCACUGGAAAGUGGCCCGUAUUCUUACUGCUGCCUCCACUGUCUCCCCGAGUGUCUCUUAACGGUAAUAUUAGGAGGGAUGAAAAUUCAAUAUUCCACUUUUUAAAAAUUAAAACAAUAUUUUAUAACUGUAGAUUCUGUACCUUUACUGGCAUCAAAGCUUAAAAUUACACUGAUUUUUGGAGUGGCUUGUAUUGCUAAAGGAUGUUUCUUCUGUUUUUAAAUAGUUCUCCGGGGGCUGUGCACUGUUUUGAUCAACGAAAUUUCUUUUCUCUGGAUGUGGUGGAGGAUUAUUAAGAGCAGUGUUAAUUCACAUGUAUUAAAAAGACAUUAGGGGCUGGUAGCAAGUGGCAUAAAUUUUCUUAAAGUCUAUUCUGUAAGUUCACCUGGUUUUAGGAGCCCCAUUUCACAUCCUUCUAUUUAACAGGGAGCUUACCUGACCCUUAGGAACGUUACUGAAAGACUUAAGGGUAGUAUCUGGUAAUUUGAGGAGAUUUACAACAUCACUUAAAUUUGAAAUAUUAAGGGUCAGUGCUCUUGCUGUGUGAAAUCUGUUUCUCUACUCAAAUGUAACCCAGGAAUCCUGCCUGUACAUGGCCCUUCUGGACUGGGAAUACUUUCUCAUAGUGCAGCAGAGCCUCACACAACCUUGAGCUGUAGGUUACACUUUUUAAAAAGGGACAUAAGUAAUAUGCAAUUGCAUCAGAAAGACUGUAAUCUAUCACUUCAAAAGAAAGCAGUUUAUGGAAUUUCAAGCUUGGAUAUUUGAAUAUUAAUUGCAGUUGUAUUUUGAAAAAAAAUUAGAACUUACAAGUGUUUUUUUAUUGCCAUGUUUAUAUUUUAAAAAGUAAAUUGUUUUGAUUAAAAUACAUAACUGGUGUGUUUUGUAACAAUUUGCAGUUUA
Messenger RNA from Cavia porcellus (domestic guinea pig), 7502 nucleotides. Its product is annotated as cyclin-Y-like protein 1. Gene Ontology annotation, cellular component: plasma membrane. NCBI's taxonomy places the organism in Eukaryota, Metazoa, Chordata, Mammalia, Rodentia, Caviidae. The transcript is spliced from 10 exons. Gene Ontology annotation, molecular function: cyclin-dependent protein serine/threonine kinase activator activity; protein kinase binding. Gene Ontology annotation, biological process: regulation of canonical Wnt signaling pathway; regulation of cyclin-dependent protein serine/threonine kinase activity. Bases 262 to 1338 code for a protein of 358 amino acids. The record is from RefSeq and is a predicted model, not a curated record.